AUGCCUGUGUCUCACCUCACCCUGACUGUCUCUCACCUCCCAACAUCGACUUCCUUCUUUCUCUCCUGCCUACAGCCCCUAGGGUAUCAAUUUAUUGGUCGCCAUGAUGACUACAUUGGUUUUGGUCAGAAAUCAGGCGAGCCGGCGGACUUCUGGAUAACAGAACAAAAGCCAGGAUCGCCAGCUGGUGCAGCACAUGUUGCUUUCCCUGCUCCGUCAAAAGAUGCUGUAGGAUCCUUUUUCAUCAGUGCACUAAAAGCUGGCGGAAAGAUUCAUGGUGAACCGAAGACGCGUGACGCGGACUCGGGAUACUACAGUGCGGCAGUGGUCGACUUUGACGGCAACAGCAUCGAGGCUGUAUACCGUCCGGGUAUCUCAGCUGCCAAGUCAGAAGUCAGUGCACCAGCAAUUGGCCUGCUUGAGAAUGGAUCCGUGGUGUCCCGAGCUAGCACAAAGGUCAGCUCCGUCAAGCCUCAAAGUAUUGCUCCCUCUGCGAGGUCAGAGGCCAGGUCGUACGUCUCAAGGGCGACCACUGCUGUAGAGCGAGCCGCUCCCUCGGAGCGAGGAGCGCCUUCAGAACGAGGCGCACCUUCAGUGCGAGGAGCACCGUCGGAGCGAACUGCACCGACCAUCAUCACCCGUGAGAUUCAGCAAGCGCCGUCUCCUACCUAUAUUGUCCACCAUACAACUCACACCACCCAGAAGAAGGACGACAGCACAGCCAAGACGAUCGUCGGCACGCUUAUCGGAGCGGCUGCAGGUGCAGCAAUCGCUUAUGCAAUGACCAAAUCCGAUUCGCAGCCCUCGGAGGUCACUCCUCCUCCGCAGUACACACCCCGCGAUUUCCCUCAGCUGACGUCGCCAUCGCAAGCUCCCUCGGUAGCUCAAGAACAUCAGGGCUACAGGGCUAUUGAGGCUCCUCCCGCCAGGAGCACCUUCUCCCGGCCAGAUAUGCGAUCGACUCUGACUCGCAGUGUCUCUUCGAAGAACCCUCGUGCAAGCACAAUAUACGAAGACACCGAGUUCGUCCACCCCCGUGGAGAAAAUGGCAGUGUGUACCUCGACGAGAAUGGACGCCGUGCCUCGGAUGGGAGCAUCUACACGGUGAGGGAUAUCCCUCUGAGAGCGAUUGAGUAUCCCCCACCGGCCCGUUCGACUACGUAUCCAUGCAAUCCCAGCACUCUCAUCAGCAGCUUCCCGGAUAAGUCGCGAGUCAUGGAUAAGGAGAGCGUCUAUUCAGCAUCGACGGCCAAACCAUCCAAGGCCAACUAUCAGGAUCAUCAGUCCUCUCACCACUCUUCCCGCCAUUCUUCGCAUCACUCAGUGGCCAAGUCCCUGGCCGGAAGCACGGCCUCCUCCGCACGAACGGCCCGUCAGGUCCCGCUGCCUGAAGGGUCCGUGGCGUCGUUCGCCUCGUAUCGCAGCGGUGCAAAGUCGGGUGUCUCAGCCCGCGACAUCCCGCUUCCCGAGAGCGUCGUGGAUGACUUUGAGAUCCAAACCAAUCUCACGCCGGACGAUUCUAUAAGUCAGGUCGAUGUCUCACGAAGGUCCUCCUACUCCCAUCAAUCUCACCGCUCCAAGGCCCCCUCUCAUGUCUCCAAACGAUCCAGCAGAUUCGACGACCCCAUCCAACCGAGCGAUAGCGUCAGUCAGGUCUCGACCAAUGUAUCCAAGGUGUCGCAAAGGACCAUCAAAGCAAGCGGCAGUAUAUCCGGGGGAGCCUCCAAGGCUCCGUCCAAGGUCGGCAGUCGGAGAGGCAGCCAGGUUGCCUGA
Molecule: messenger RNA, 1773 nt
Organism: Aspergillus thermomutatus
Lineage: Eukaryota; Fungi; Ascomycota; Eurotiomycetes; Eurotiales; Aspergillaceae
Product: VOC family protein
Exons: 2
Coding region: 1-1773 (590 amino acids)
Source: RefSeq, a predicted model, not a curated record